AUUUCGGAGCAUCAUCUGUGUCCUGGUAAUGUCUAGCCACCGCGCCACCGCUGGAGAUUCUGACGGAGCCGUUGGCUGUUGCUUUUCCUCACGGGCUAAUCGGACUUGAGCUUUCGAUUUUCUUUGCGGGUGGGCAAGUGAGAUUAUGCGAUUCUCUGCGCGUGCUCCUCGCCGUAGCUUGUAGCCAGGCAGUGCCUCUUCCCUAGGUUUCGACCCGAAACCACGGUCAGUUUCAGCCCUUAAGAUUCAAAUCGUAGGGAGAAGCUCCGAAAGCGCGCGGACGAUGGCGAAACCACAAUUUCUCAGCGGGCAGCGGAAGUCAAAAUUCUCUCGCACCGCACCCUUGCCCGAACCCUCCGUCAGAUUCGAUCAGCCUGCAAAAUCGUUUCAAAUGCUUGUUCGCUCAAAACUUAUUGAGCCGGGCAGCAUGCCAGCGCAUAGUCAGAAAUUCCCGGAGUCUGCGAGUCGGGCAGCAGUUCCCGAAACCUGGUUCCUCCCAUUCCGUCCCCCCUGCUGCUCCUUCCCACAACCCACAUCCUCUCUCCUCUCCCUCCUGCUUCCUCUGAUCGCCUCACCUACAAAUCCAGAGUCCCACCCAGACAUUCUUAGUGCCCCUUCAGUUUCCAGCAAGCUUGAUCGCAUUCAGUUCCUUCAGUUCUCAGCAAGCUCCAUCAUACAAGGCUCAUUUCUGCUCGCCGGUUCUUGACUACUGCUGAUACUCUUCUCUCAAGGCGUUUAGCUUCUCGGUUACUUCCUAGCUCGAGCUCCACCAGUUUCCAGUUUCCAGGCGUUUCCAUGGCUUCUUGUUUUGAUGGUGACCGCUACCCGACUUUCGCUGAAGCACUCGCCUUCUGGUUAGCUUUGGUGGCCUCGUCCUCAGCUGUGGCGGACUGCCCGACUUUCGCUGAAGCACGCCGCUUCUGGCAAAAUCGGAUUGCAUGGCUGCAGCGUCGGGCUCUGCUGCAGUCUUUACGACGACCUAGUAAGCUGGCCUCGUCCUCGCCUGUGAGGGACGGCCCGGCUUUCACUGAAGCGUUGGGCUAUUGGCGAAGUCGGAUUGCAUGGCUGCAGUCUGGGUGUCAAGCUCCGCGGCCCACAGCUCCGUGGCUGGCUGCAGAGGAGGAGGAAUCGCUGACUGAGGGGGCUGCAGAUGCGGAGAGGUCACGGAUUGAGGAGGCUGCAGAUGCGGAGAGGUCACGGAUUGAGGAGGCUGCAGAGGACUUCCCUGAGACGGUUGUGCCGCUUGAAUUCGAUCAGAGCAGUGAGUGCAGCAGCGACGCCAGCAUGACCAGCACGGCUGGCAGCAGCACCUUCCACAGGGACUACAGUGGUGAUGACGACAGUGACUGUAGCGGUUCAUUGAGUUCGUCCGCUGUGACAGAUGCAGCAGGAAUUGCUGCUGCGCUUGCUGCUGCUGUUACAGAGGUAGCAGCUGUGAAGGCUACUGCUGGUGCAGAGAAGAAGUCUGAUCACAAAUCUAAUGCUUCUGUGACUUGGAAGGAAGGCACUGUAAGCACGAGGCACCAGGGGAGAGCUGGUGGUGUGGAAUGUGGAGCAAGGAAAGGCUCUGCUAGGGUGACAAGGGUAGCAGCAGUGAGGCCUCCACUGAGGCCUUGAAGGCUGCUAGGUGGAUAUUGGUUAGGUCAUUGUAGAUGCAAUGCUGAUGUGGCAUUGCCUGGUUGGCCUUGUAUAUUAUUCCUUGUUUAGCUAUAUUGUGAAUUCCUGUAUUGGUUGGUAGCCAUGUU
Molecule: messenger RNA, 1745 nt
Organism: Closterium sp. NIES-67
Lineage: Eukaryota; Viridiplantae; Streptophyta; Zygnematophyceae; Desmidiales; Closteriaceae
Source: the annotation of a GenBank genome assembly